This is a messenger RNA of Schistosoma spindalis, 1926 nucleotides long. NCBI's taxonomy places the organism in Eukaryota, Metazoa, Platyhelminthes, Trematoda, Strigeidida, Schistosomatidae. The record is from the annotation of a GenBank genome assembly.
AUGGGAUUAUUUAACCUUUCAUGGAAAUAUAAACUAUUCAUGAAUAAGCAAUCAUUAUCACAUAAUUCCGAUGUACCAGUGACAACGAAUGAAUUGGAAGAGACUAUUCAAAUAUAUACCAAUGACUCACAUAUCUCGAAUCAUUGUAUUGAUUUUUACGAAACUGCAUGUGGAGAGUGGGAAAAACGUAAUCCUUUGUCAGAUGAUAGUGCUAGUUCAAGCACUAUGCAGCAGAUGGGAAUAAACGUUGAUAACUACUUCUGGAAGAUAAUUGCUAACGACUCCUACGAUAAAGAAGAUUGGCGCUUACAAUCAGCUCGAGCAUUUUACAAAUCUUGCGUAAAUAGUCGAAAUUCAAACACAACGCGUGAUAGUCGUCAUCACUUGAUAGAUAUGUAUUUUGGUGGAUGGCAACUAUUACCAUCACUUUCGAUGGUGACAAAUAAUACAAAUGGACAAAAUCGAAGUCAAAUGAAUAACAGUCUUACCAAUCUAUUUCUACCAAUAUUAACUCAAACUGGACGUUCACCUUUAUUUUCAAUAAAUAUCGCAAAGGAUAUUCUUGCCGUUACAAUUUCACCUGGUCAGUUCGCAUUUCAACCAGAUUUACAGAAGACUACUAUGAAUGAAUCUGAAGAGUAUUACUACAAGCUUGCAUUUGAAACUGGGGUACCUGAGUCUCAAAAAACACAACUAACAGAUGCGUUCCAAAAAAUGAUUCGGUUAGGCAGAAUCGAUUGGAGUUAUGUACUUGAAAAAGUAUUACAUCAAACUGGAUAUGUAAAAUACCACAAACUACCAAUCAUUAUAGAACGGAAAUCUGAACUCCGUCAACGUUGCGCAGAAUACCAGGCUUUAUUGACAGAAAUAGAUGGUGGAAGUACCCUACGCACAAUAACUAUUAUGGAUUUUUUACGAGAACAACAAAUGAAUACACUAAACGUCGAUACAUUUGGAACGGAUGAUAACUUGAAUUCAUCUUCACAACCACAUUUUGAUGAGCAAUGUAUAAAUCGGUUGAAGGAUGGAUUUCCAUGGACACUUGAAAGACAUUAUAUCCGUUCGCAUGUAAACGAAACACACAAAACGGAGGUGAUCAACAUGUUUAACGAAAUUAAACUAACUAUAUCUAACUCAAUACCAAAAAUCAAGUGGUUGAGUGAGGAAGAAAAGAAAUUCAUGAAACACAAGGUUUCAAAACUGGGCAUAUUUGCCUUGUACUCCAAUCCAAAUGCUUCUCAACAAAAAGAAAAUCUCUCAACAGUAUUCCAAUACCCGAUUCGAGAGGACAAUUAUUACAUAAAUGAAUUCUAUAUGCGUAAAGCGAAAUAUAUUGACACUUUGAAAACGCAAUUACACAAUUAUAAUCCAUCUCUCAUAGGAUCACCGGCAUUUCGUGUAUCAGCUUAUUAUACUGAGGAUGAAACUCGCAUAUAUGUAUACUCAGGACUUCUACAACCUCCACUUUAUUAUGAAAAUGGUAGUUUAGCUUCAAAAUUUGGAGCACUGGGUUGGAUUAUAAGUCAUGAAAUUAUGCACGCCAUAGGUAUCCAAGGUAUUCUGUAUGAUGAGAAUUGGAAUAAACGGACUUCGAUGAAUGCUUUAUUGUCAUCUAGUUUGAUACAACUGAAAUCUUUAUGUCUGAGUCAUCAGUAUAGUUCAUAUGAUUACACUAGUUUAAAAGCUUUUCGGACUGAUACUCAAGAAGAAAUGUUGGCUGACAAUAAUGGAUUAAAAGCGUCCUACUACGCUAUGUGUGGACAUCAUGGUGAGAAUAUACUUGUACAAAAUUCAGUAGUUGUGCCUCAUGUUUUGGAAAGGUUUAGAGUAAUCGGGGCGUUGGUCAAUAAUAAAAGAUUCGCACGUGCAUAUGGUUGUCCAGUUGGUUCACCAAUGAAUCCUGAUACGAAAUGCGAUGUAUGGUAA